Rubroshorea leprosula is the source of this 855-nucleotide messenger RNA. Lineage: Eukaryota; Viridiplantae; Streptophyta; Magnoliopsida; Malvales; Dipterocarpaceae. The record is from the annotation of a GenBank genome assembly.
GACGUGGCUUUUUUAUUUUUGGGUUUCAAAGUUUUAAUCUUUGUUAACAGGUUUUUAGCCAAAGAAAAAAAAAUAUUUGCUAACAAAAACUCUUUUCUUUUCUUUUCGUUAUUUUUUUUUGUGAAAAAUGAUUUCUUGGAAGGAUUUGUACACCGUCUUGAAGGCGGUGAUUUCGCUUUACGUGGCGACGAUCUUGGCAUACGGGUUGGUGCGCUGGUGGAAGAUUUUCUCGCCGGACCAGUGCUCCGGCAUCAAUUGUUUCGUCGCCAUAUUCGCCGUCCCGCUCUUGUCUUUCCACUUUAUUUCCACCAACAAUUCGUACAAAAUGAAUUACAGGUUCAUUGUCGCCGAUACACUUCAAAAGAUUAUCAUGCUCGUCUUCCUUAUGGUGUGGACGAAUUUCACCAGGAACGAAAGCUUGGAGUGGAUGAUAACCAUUUUCUCACUCUCUACUCUGCCCUGGGGGCACCUCCAUCUCAACAAAAAAAAGGCCACGUUAGACCUAGAGGAACGACUGAUGGGCGAACUGUUAAAUGUUAACGGAAGCGUUAAGAGAGGGGCUGAUUUGCCACUGCAGUGGAAUUUCGAGUUACGACAACACGCCACCAAUCCGCCGUUUCAGAUUCUGUAUCAUCACAUUAUCCUCAUGCCAGGACAAAAUCCAAUCCGUUACCAACCACUUCCAUUUCAUGACCUCUACGUUGUCUGUCCUCGUGGCCCCCGUGACCCCACCGUCAUUCUCGCACAAUACAAGUUUCCUCUCUCCUGAACCCUUUCUUUUGUUUCUUCGGUGAUAAGUCUCCACAACCAUACUUAAAAACCUCAAUGACAAAAAAAUAAAAUGGUAAUUAAAAU